CGUGCUGCUGGGCACAUACAUUUCAUCAGGGUCCUAUGUUCCAUGACGGGAUGAAAGAGUGGAGUUGUUGCAAGAAAAGAAGUCAUGAUUUCAGCUUGUUUCUAGAAAUUCCUGGGUGCAAGACAGGGAAACACACAACAGAAAAACCAGUUUUAACGAAGCCAGCUGCUGCUCUGGGCCGACCAGUCCCCGCUUCAACUCCCACUGCAAGUGCAUCUCCCAGAGAAACUUGUCCUAGGUGUCGCCAGGGUUUCUUCUGUUCAGAUCAUGGUUCUCAACUAAGACAGGUGAAUCCAAAGCCUUCAAAUACAGCAGCAUUCACCAACUCUAAUGAAAGUGUUCAAGAUUUACCAGAGUGCCAUCAUCCCCCACCAAAGAAAAAAAUUGACAUAAACGAGCCUCAAAUUUGUAAGAAUAAGGGAUGCGGCGAGACCUUUACAGAGAAAGAAAACCACGACAGUGCUUGCAAUUAUCACCCCGGCCCAGCUGUGUUCCAUGAUCGAAUGAGAGGGUGGAAAUGCUGUGAUAUUCAUGAGAAGGAAUUUGAUGACUUCAUGGCCAUUCCGCCUUGCACGAAGGGAUGGCACAAUGCUGAUCCAACGCCAUGACUGGAAAGAAAUGGGGAUGAAAUGAAAAAUUCUUUGAUCUGCCAACGUCAUUUUUUCUCUUUUUGUGACAAAAUUGUGUACCAUUUUAGGAGAUCUUUUGGUCAAAUGUUCUUGGGACUUUUACAUAUCCUGAAACUAAUUUGGUCAAUUUCCUAGGUUGCAGCUUCAUUUCUUCCUUACAUUAUGUUUGGUUCUAGGAAUUUGAUGGGGGGAAAAAUGAAGACAAUGAUAAGGA
This is a messenger RNA of Cuscuta campestris, 843 nucleotides long. Lineage: Eukaryota; Viridiplantae; Streptophyta; Magnoliopsida; Solanales; Convolvulaceae. The record is from the annotation of a GenBank genome assembly.